Messenger RNA from Grosmannia clavigera kw1407, 2970 nucleotides. RefSeq names its product autophagy protein. The transcript is spliced from 3 exons. Lineage: Eukaryota; Fungi; Ascomycota; Sordariomycetes; Ophiostomatales; Ophiostomataceae. Gene Ontology annotation, biological process: autophagy of mitochondrion; protein localization to phagophore assembly site. Bases 1 to 2970 code for a protein of 989 amino acids. The record is from RefSeq and is a predicted model, not a curated record. Gene Ontology annotation, cellular component: autophagosome; phagophore assembly site.
AUGACGUCCAACAUCUUUUCUCGGUUUGCCCCAUCCGGCCGGGGAGAUAGGCCGUUCUUCGAAGAGCUGGGGGACGAAGAGGGCGAUGGAAACAGACUAGAUGAAGAACAGAGAUCCGGGCUUGCCCUGGAUGAGGACAACUUGAACCAGCAGUUCCAAGACUACGAUCUCGAGCAUGCAGAAGGACUGGGCAUGGGCGACAGCCGGGCCACGAUCGCAAGCGCUGCCGGACCAGCGAUUAUGGGGGCUGCAGCUAUGCGGUCGCAUGGACAGCCGCGGCGGAACGAUUCCCGACCACGGUGGGCGGUCCCUGGCGCAGAAGAUGACGGCGAUAACGAUGACGUGCCAGGCUCGCUGCUCGUGGAAGCACAUGGCCCUGGCCAGGCGCCUCUGCCACCGCUGCUCAAGGCGGCACCUCUUCGAUCCAACGUGCCCAAAAAGGGGACCGGCCCGGCAAAGGCAGGUGCUGGGGCUGUUUCCGGUGCGGCGACGAAGAGAAACCGGGUGUUGUGGGAUGCGGCCCAGAACCAGCAGCGUCUGCACAAUGACGAGCCUGCCGGAGCGGAUAGAUUUGGUGCGAGCGAAGUCCGGGGCGACAGCCAAUUGGCGGAGGCCAGCACAGCCGGGCCGGGAAAUGCUCUGCUGUCAUACUUUAAGGCAAGUGGCGGCCGACGAGGCGGGAUUCCGCACGAUAUAGCUAUGUGGAGAUGGGUCAAUGUUACGAAUCUCGACAACUUUAUCCGCGACGUCUACGAUUACCACCGUGCCUGCGGCUUGCGGUGUAUUCUUAUGGAACGGCUCCUCCAUCUUGUGAAUGUUGCCUUCGUGGCCGUCUUCUUGACGUUUCUGACCCAGUGCCUGGACUACUCAAAGAUCCGCGGGAGCACAGAGAUGGAUCAGAUUCUGGUUCCCCAGUGCACAAGGAACAUGUCCUGGAUUUGGAACAUUGGGCUGUGGCUCUUUGCCUUCUACUUUAUUUGGAAGACAAUGCAGUUUUUCAUCUUUGAUAUGCGGCGUCUGCUCAAUUUGCGAGACUUUUUCGUCUAUCUUCUGCAGAUACCUGAACACGACAUGCAGACGGUCUCGUGGCAGGAUGUGGUUGUCAAGAUCAUGGCGCUCCGAGACCAAAAUCCCAAGACGGCAAUCAACAUGACGCGUGUGCAGCGAGAGUGGAUCGGAAGCCAGUCCAAGGAGAGGCUGGAUGCUCACGAUAUCGCAAAUCGUCUGAUGCGCCGCGAGAACUACCUGAUCGCGUUGUUCAACAAGGAUAUACUCAACCUGGACAUUCCGCUGCCGUUCCUGAGGAACACACAGCUGCUGACCCGCACGCUGGAGUGGACGCUCUGGUUUGCCGUCCUGGACUUUGUCUUUGACGAACGCGGACAGGUGAACCAGGAGUUUCUCAAGGCCAGCCGCCGCAGCCAGCUCAGCCUGAAGCUGAAGUCGCGAUUUUUCUUCGCCGGGUUCAUGAAUCUGCUACUGGCUCCGUUCGUUGCCUGCUAUCUUGUCAUCAUAUACUUCCUGACCUAUUACAAUGAAUACCAAAAGAACCCAUCUGCACUGGGGGCUCGAGCCUAUACGCCGCUGGCGGAGUGGAAAUUCCGGGAGUUCAACGAGCUGGACCACCUGUUUGAAGAGCGGCUGAACAUGUCGUAUCCGUUUGCGACGCGCUAUCUCGAGCAGUUCCCGAAGAAGAAGACGGAGCAGGUGGCCAAAACGGUGGCAUUUAUUGCUGGAUCGGUGAUGACGGUCUUGGCCAUCGCCUCUCUGGUCGAUCCGGAGCUAUUCCUGGGGUUCGAGAUCACGCACGACCGGACGGUGCUGUUCUACGUUGGCAUAUUCGCGACCGUCUGGGCGACGGCUCGUGGGAUGAUCACGGAGGAGAACAGUGUUUUUGAUCCUGAAUAUGCGCUGCGCAACGUUAUCGAAUACACGCAUUACGAGCCGGACCACUGGAAGGGCCGUCUGCACAGCCACAGCGUGAAGAUGGAAUUCUCAGAGCUGUACCAGAAUAAGAUUAAGAUCUUCCUGGAGGAAAUUGUCAGCAUCCUCAUCACUCCACUGGUGCUAUUUGUGAGCCUGCCGAAGUGCAGCGACCAGAUCGUGGACUUUUUCCGAGAGUUUACGAUCCACGUCGACGGUCUGGGAUACGUCUGCUCCUUUGCAGUGUUUGACUUUAACAAGGACGUGAAUGGCGGCGGCGGCGGCGGUGCUGGUGGUGGCAAUUCGAAGCGCCCAAAGCAGCCAGAUUCUCUGGGUGCCGGCGCCGAUGUGCGCGACGACUACUACUCCACGAAGCAUGGCAAGAUGGCAGCUUCGUACUACGGCUUUCUCGACAACUACGUGAUCAACCCGAAGACGGGCAUUCCGGGACACCAUCCUCCAGUUGGAAGACACCAUCAUUCGCAGUUCCAUCCGCCUCCGGCCUUUCCCGGCCUGAACUCGCCGACGCUGGCGGCCGAUAUGCAGAGCUCCCGCAUGCGGAUGCGUGCAGGUGGUGGCGGUGGCGGUGGUGGUUCAGGCCCGUCGCAGUCCUUGCUACGGACACCUCGGUUUGGGCCAACGGUGGGAGGGCCACAGCCGUCGCCGAUGGCAUCGAUUUUGCUCGACCCGCACAACCAGCCGUCGGCAUCGACAUUUGCGAGCCGCAGUGUGCAUCGGCUGCGAACGCGUGGCGGCUACACCGGAGACGGCCGUACGAUUCAAGAGCCCGUGAUGGAGGGAGACGACGGAGAGGACGACGAUGGAAGUGAGCAACAGCAGCGUCUCCAGCAGCAGGAAGAAGAGCAGAGCGAGACGUUCCAGGGCGGUGCUGGCCUGGAGGAGUCAACAUGGCAGACAUCGCCGCCCAAGGGUCCUUCACGGGAGAGCAGUAGCGGCGUGGUGGAGGAGGAAGACGUGGGUGUGCUCGGUCUAAUGUAUCAGUUUCAACAGGCACACAUGAACCACAAGCCAGGUGGUGGACGAUAA